This is a messenger RNA of Ostreococcus tauri, 1401 nucleotides long. RefSeq names its product Restriction endonuclease type II-like. The transcript has a single exon. The record is from RefSeq and is a predicted model, not a curated record. The coding region runs from base 1 to 1401 and encodes 466 amino acids. NCBI's taxonomy places the organism in Eukaryota, Viridiplantae, Chlorophyta, Mamiellophyceae, Mamiellales, Bathycoccaceae.
AUGGCGUCCACGUCGUCUCUCUCGGAAUCCGUCACGGACGCCGCCGCCCGCACCGUCGAUGCGCCGCGUCUCUUCGCCGCCGACGCACAAACGAGCGGUCGAGUUCCGAACGUCUUCUGGCGCGCCGUCGCCCUAGACGACCUUCGCUCGUGCGUCUCGUUCGUGGGACUUCCCGAGGAGUCUCGCAUCGUCAUCGCUGGUCGACGAUCGUUCGCCAGCGUGCGACAAGGGACAGCACUGUGGGACGCGCUGCACGACGGACGGCUCACCACUGGGUUGCUGAAGAACGCGCUCGGGUUCUGCGAACCGGCGUGCGAUCGACGCGCGCUCGGAAUGAGUUCAAGGGGCCACGGGGGUGGAAUCUCAAGCGUCGUGAGUCGAUUGCGACGGGAGCGAGUGGGUGUGGAUGACGUGGACGCAGCGCUCGCGUCGGAGGCGGCGCGGGCAAACGCCGAGGCGACGGAGACGUUUAAUCGGGAACGGGCGAGCGCGGCGAGGGCAGCCAGUGCGGCGGAGUGCGACUCGGACGACGCGGCCGUUGAGAUAACCGCGGACGCUUCGAUGUCCGUUGGAUCCGCGGCGUCUGCGAUGGAUAUCAUGUUGGCGUCGCUCCUGGUGAAACCAGCGACGCCAAAAUCGUCGAAGGGGAAAAAGAAGAAAAAUGGGAAAAGCAAGAAACGGAAUAGUAAGAGAAACCGCGCCGUAGGCGACGACGCAGCGAUGCUUACGAACGCACAGUACUGUCGCGCGUUAGCCAAAGGCGGAGAGAUGGCGAUUCGCUUGGCGUGGGGGAGCGAGCAGGAAGCGUCGACAUUGUGCUCGUUGAUGUGCCACUUCACAGGAUCAACCGUAUACGAAGCCGGGCUGUGCAUGCUCGAUCCUGCGGAUAUUCCCAGUGACUGGAACGUCGGUCCGUUGCCGCCUGUGGGGGCAAGUCCGGACGGUCUGAUUACGCUCGCCUCCGGCGAACGUUUCGCCGUUGAGGUGAAGAAUUCGUCACCGUUCAGAGAAAUGCCGGGAUCAUACGUCAUCGCCGAUCGGGAACCUUACGACAAACCACCUGCAUAUCACAUGGCUCAGGUCCAGUUGGAGAUGAUUUGCACGAACACUCGUUCAGCUUUAUUGGCGAUGCAGAGCAUGACGUAUGGUAUUCGGGUCUUUCGCGUCGAACGCGACGACGCAUUUGUAGCGAGCAUGCUCCGACGGAUUUCUCGGCUGUACGCUUCGUACAUUCUCAAAGAUCGCGAACCUCCCACGAAUUGGGAGAUUCACUCAGCCGAUCACAAGAGCAUGGUUCGUUCAGCCGUCCGCUUGGCUCGCGAAGCGACGGUUUUCUGUCACGUCCCGACGGGCUUGUUGCCGGAUUCGAUUGUUGUAGACGAGCGACCUUUCAUCGCGUGA